Messenger RNA from Phytophthora sojae, 1221 nucleotides. RefSeq lists its product as hypothetical. Lineage: Eukaryota; Oomycota; Peronosporomycetes; Peronosporales; Peronosporaceae. Bases 1 to 1221 code for a protein of 406 amino acids. The record is from RefSeq and is a predicted model, not a curated record. The transcript has 6 exons.
AUGCUCGGGGUUUUCUUGGACGAACUGGGGGCAUUUAAUGAGUCACUGCGGUUCUUCAGUUAUGCUGCUAAUUUGUGCGAAGGUGAUCGAACUACUCUCGAGCUUCGGCAAUCUCUAGCUGUACCAAUCAUUUAUGCUUCUCAAGCUGAAGCGACUUCAGCUUUACGACCUGAAGCCGCGGCAUAUCUUCAGUACACGAUAACCCCACCUACCAUGUUUAUCGGUUACCAGGGUAUCAACGUUCUCCCAAUCCAGCGAGCUAUAAACCAACUUCGAUCUUCGCUCUAUCCAAGUUUAUCGUCUUCGUUCGAUCGGCUCGCGUCCGAUGAUGGGACUCAGAAGCCUCGAAGUAUUGGAUUUAUCUCCACUUGGUUUCGUGUUCAUUCCGUGGGCAAACUGUUGCUUGGAAUCGUUCAAAACCUGGAUCGAAACAAGUUUCACGUGACCAUUUAUCGCUGCGUGCACUUCCUGUCCGACUCCGACGAUGUUACAGAAAAGUUCAAGAGAGCUGCAGAUGAAUACGUCGAGCUACCUGAUAGUCAAGAUGCUGCUGUUACAAUUCUUCGACAGGCAAAACUUGACGUUGCAAUUUUCCCUGAGCUCGGAAUGGACGAGUGGACAGUGCUGCUGUCUCACCACCGCGUAGCUCCAAUUCAGUGCGUCUUCUGGGGGCACCCAAUCACUACGGGGAAUCCGAACAUCGACUACUUUAUUUCCUCGGAGCAUUUUGUCUCCGACCACUUCGAAGACACAGCGGGCGACCUCAAGUUAUCAGACUAUCGCCGGUCGUCGUUCUCCGAGAAAAUCGUCCUCUUUCGCGGCCUCAGCACGAUAUUUACCGAGCCCAAGCCGCUCACCGCGGAAUCGAAAGAUAUAACCCGUUCGAGGCUGUUCCUCCCUGCCAACCGAAGGCUUUACGUUUGCCCUCAGACUUUGAUGAAGUUUCACCCAGCCUUCGACGAGGCUCUUGCUGGAAUUCUAGAGCAAGAUGGUAAAGCAACCAUUGUGUUACUUGCCUCCGGGACCCAGAUCGUCUGGAUGGAACAGCUACGCAGGAGGUUUCGGCAGCGUUUUGGCAGAAACCAUCGGCGAGUAUUGUUCUUGCCAACUCUACCCUUUGCCGAGUUUCAAGCAUUGGUGACACUCGCUGACGUUCUCCUGGACCCGUUCCCGUUCGGUGGAGGCGUCACCACGCUCGACGCACUUCAUUUGGGCAUGUAG